This is a messenger RNA of Fundulus heteroclitus (mummichog), 2624 nucleotides long. RefSeq names its product E3 ubiquitin/ISG15 ligase TRIM25-like. Lineage: Eukaryota; Metazoa; Chordata; Actinopteri; Cyprinodontiformes; Fundulidae. The transcript has a single exon. Gene Ontology annotation, molecular function: protein binding; zinc ion binding. The record is from RefSeq and is a predicted model, not a curated record. The coding region runs from base 1 to 1656 and encodes 551 amino acids.
AUGGAGCAGAAUCAGCUGUACCAAGAAACCAUCUCCUGCUCGAUCUGUCUGGAUCAUCUGAAAGAUCCGGUGACUAUUCCUUGUGGACACAGCUACUGUAUGACGUGUAUUAAAACACACUGGGAUGAAGAGGAUCAGAGAGAAAUCCACAGCUGCCCUGAGUGCAGGGAGACCUUUAAACCUAGGCCUGCUCUGAAGAAAAACACCAUGUUAGCAGUUUUGGUGGAGCAGCUGAAGAAGACUGGACUCCAAGCUGCUCCUGCUGAUCACUGCUAUGCUGGACCUGAAGAUGUGGCCUGUGAUGUCUGCACUGGAAGAAAACUGAAAGCCAUCAAGUCCUGUUCAGUCUGUCUCGCCUCUUACUGUGAGAAACACCUUCAGCCUCAUUAUGAUUCAGCUCCUUUAAAGAAACACAAGCUGGUGGAGCCCUCCAAGAACCUCCAGGAGAACAUCUGCUCUCGCCAUGAUGAGGUGAUGAAGAUGUUCUGUCGUACUGAUCAGAAGUGUAUCUGUAGUCUCUGUUUAAUGGAUGACCAUAAAGGCCACGACACAGUCCCAGCUGCAGCAGAAAGGACUGAGAGGCAGAGAGAGCUCCAGGUGAGACGAGAAAACAUCCAGCAGAGAAUCCAGGACAGAGAGAAAGAUGUCAAGCUGCUUCAACAGGAGCUGGAGGCCAUCAACCACUCUGCUGUUAAAACCUUGGAGGACAGUGAGAAGAUCUUCAGGGAGCUAAUCCGUCUCAUCCAGAAAAGAAGAUCUGAGGUGAAGCAGCAGAUCAGAUCCCAGCAGGAAACCGAAGGGAGUCGGGUCAAGGAGCUUCAGGAGAAGCUGGAGCAGGAGAUCACUGAGCUGAAGAGGAAAGACGCUGAGCUGAAGCAGCUCUCAGACACAGAGGAUCACAACCAGUUUCUCCACAACUACCCCUCACUGUCAGCACUCAGUGAGUCUACACACUCAUCCAGCAUCAAUAUCUGUCAUCUGACCUACUUUGAGAAUGUGACAGCAGCUGUGUCAGAGCUCAGAGAUCAACUACAGGAUGCCCUGAAAGACGCAUGGGCAAACAUUUCACUUAGACUCACUGAUGUUUCACUGUCAGAACCAGAACCAAAGAGCAGAGCUGGAUUCUUGAAAUAUUCAUGCGAAAUCACACUGGAUCCAAACACAGCAAAUAGGAAGGUGCUACUUUCAAAGGGUAAUAGGGAAGUGACAUGGAUGCUUCAUCCUCAGACUUAUUCUAGUCACUCAGACAGAUUCACUGACUGGCCUCAGGUCCUGAGUAGAGAGAGUCUGACUGGACGUCAUUACUGGGAGGUGGAGCGGAGAGAAUCAGUUUAUGUAGCAGUCGCAUACAAGAAUAUCAGUAGAGAAGGAAAAGGGGGUGAAUGUGGAUUUGGAUUUAAUGAUAAAUCUUGGGCAUUAAUUUGUUACCAAAACAGUUAUGAAUUUGUUCACAACAGCAUCCGGACCUCCAUCUCAGGUCCAGUUUCCUCCAGAGUAGGAGUGUACCUGGAUGACAGAGAAGGUAUUCUGUCCUUCUACAGCGUCUCUGAAACUAUGACUCUCCUUCACAGAGUCCAGACCACCUUCACUCAGCCGCUGUAUGCUGGACUUGGAGUUUAUUACGGAGGUUCUGCUGAGUUCUGUAAACCCAUAUAAACUCACUUAAGGUCCAGUGAGUUUGAUUCUGAUUUUUAAUCUCCAAAGGCUUUAUUGUUGUUUUACGUCUAAACUUUACAGAAAACAAUAGAGAUUUUCAGAACUGGUAUUUCUUUUCUAAUCUAUUCAAUUUAUUAAUUUCUCAACACGUUUGUUUAAAUUGUCUCCACAGCACCAGAGUAUUUGCUGAUUUUCCUUCCUUGUUGCUUCUAGCAGCGAAGACCGUGAACUCAGUAAUAAAAUUAAUGAUAAUGGUUCAAAUGAUAAUGGUUGAAAAAGUGGAAACAGUAAUUUGACCAGGUUCUGGUUUGAUCCAUUUUGUUGAGCUAAGACACACAUGAGACAACAUAUAUUGUCUCUUUGUGAACUUGAGCUGAUUCCAUAUCUUGUUGGUUUUCAAGGGGAGAAACUUGAAAAUAAAGCUACCAUGUUGUUUCACUGUUGGUUAUAAAGUUAGGAUCCAGAUUUGAUUUGAAUUUCUUGAGUCUAUAUUUUUCUGCGAUCUGUAAUAAUGAAAGCAGCAAGAUGUUCAGCUAAAUCUGAAGCAUUAAGCUACUAUAAGUGAUGUUGAAGUUGUUCUUCUAGUGAUCAGAUAUGACAGUUAGACGUUCACAUUCAGAAAUGAUCCUGCGAAAUCAUGUCUGCAAACUUUGUAAUGCAACAAUUGUUAAAACUGACAUCAAUACCUCCACCAGCAAAAAAAGGAACAUUCUGCCUCAAAAAACAACUGUAAACCCUCCAGUGGUCUGCUGGUUGUUCAGAAGGUUUUACCUAAAGGAACUAAUGGUUGCCCAGUAGUUAGAGCAUUGUGCUUAUAUCCUGGAGGUUUUUGGUUCAACUCUCACAGACUGCCACUCUGGGGCCCUCAGCAAGAUGCUUAAAUGUGCAUAACUAUGUUUUUUGGACUUUUAAAAAAAAGUUAUACGUCAGUAGCUCAUUCUGGUUGCAUACAACAUUUUUAUGAAAGA